AUGGCGGGGAUGGCGGCGGCGGUGGCGAAGGAGCGGGCGGUGACGGCGGGCGCGGGGCGGCACGACCGCGCUGUCCUCUACCUAGGCCAGAAUUUUGGGGCGCUACGGCAGGAGUGCCUGCAGGAGGGGCGGCUCUUCCAGGACCCCUCUUUCCCCGCCGGCCCCGCCGCCCUCGGCUAUCGGGAGCUGGGGCCCAGCUCCUCCAAGACCCGGGGCGUCGUCUGGCGCAGACCCACGGAGCUGUGUUCCAGCCCUCAGUUCAUAGCUGGUGGAGCCACUCGCACAGACAUCUGCCAAGGGGCCUUAGGGGACUGUUGGCUCCUGGCUGCUAUUGCCUCUCUAACCCUGAAUGAAGAAAUUCUGGCUCGUGUAGUUCCCAAAGACCAGAGCUUCCAGGAUAAAUAUGCAGGAAUUUUCCAUUUCCAGUUCUGGCAGUACGGGGAGUGGGUGGACGUUGUGGUGGACGACAGGCUGCCCACCAAGAAUGGGGAGCUGCUCUUUGUGCACUCGGCAGAGGGCAGCGAGUUCUGGAGCGCGCUGCUGGAGAAGGCCUAUGCCAAGCUGAAUGGCUCAUACGAGUCUCUGUCUGGUGGCACCACCACUGAAGGCUUUGAGGACUUCACUGGUGGAAUUGCUGAAUGGUAUGAGCUGCAGAAGGCACCACCCAACCUCUUCAAAAUCAUCCAGAAGGCUCUUCAGAAAGGCGCUCUCCUUGGCUGCUCCAUUGAUAUCACCAGCGCGGCAGAGACGGAGGCCGUCACUUCCCAGAAGCUGGUGAAAGGCCACGCAUACUCAGUCACCGGGGCAGAGGAGGUGAACUUCCGAGGAACGGUGCAGAAGUUGAUCAGAAUACGAAAUCCCUGGGGGGAGGUGGAGUGGACUGGAAAAUGGAACGACAACUGCCCAAACUGGAAUGGUGUUGACCCUGAGGUGCGGGAGCAGCUGACCAGGAGACAUGAAGAUGGGGAAUUUUGGAUGGCGUUCAAUGACUUCUUGAGACAUUACUCCCGCUUGGAGAUCUGCAACUUGACUCCAGAUACCCUGGCAAGUGACAGGUACAAGAAGUGGAGCCUUCUGAAGCUGGAUGGGAACUGGAGGCGAGGAGCCACUGCAGGGGGCUGCAGGAAUUACCCAAACACUUUCUGGAUGAAUCCACAGUAUUUAAUCAAGCUGGAGGAAGAAGAUGAGGAUCCUGAUGAUCCUGAGCGAGGUUGCACUUUCCUUGUUGGCCUGAUUCAGAAGCACCGGCGGAAGCAGAGAAAGAUGGGAGAAGACAUGCACACCAUUGGCUUUGCAAUUUAUGAGGUGCCCCCAGAGUUUUCUGGCCAGACAAAUAUUCAUCUGAGCAAAAACUUUUUCCUGACCCACAAAGCAAGAGAAAAAUCGAACACCUUUAUCAACCUCCGAGAAGUGCUGAACCGGUUUAAGCUCCCUGCAGGAGAAUAUAUCAUUGUGCCCUCAACCUUCGAACCCAACAAGAAUGGGGAUUUCUGCCUGCGGGUCUUCUCUGAAAAAAACGCACAGUCUACGGUUAUAGAUGAUGAAAUUGAGGCCAAUUUUGAAGAGACUGAGAUUACUGAAGAUGACAUUGAACCCAGCUUUAAAAAGCUUUUUGGACAGCUAGCAGGAAGUGAUGCAGAGAUCUCCGCCUUUGAACUGCGCAACAUCUUGAAUAAAGUCAUGGCUAAAUGCAAAGAUAUUAAAUCUGAUGGCUUCAGUAUUGAGACAUGCAAAAUAAUGGUUGACCUCUUAGAUAAUGAUGGGAGUGGUAAACUGGGACUGAAGGAAUUCCACACUCUCUGGACAAAGAUUCAGAAAUACCAGAAAAUUUACAGGGAAAUUGAUGUGGAUCGAUCUGGUACCAUGAAUUCAUAUGAGAUGAGGAGAGCACUGGAAGCUGCAGGGUUCAAACUGAACUGCCAGUUACAUCAAGUCAUUGUGGCACGUUUUGCAGAUGAAGACCUCAUCAUUGACUUUGAUAACUUUGUCCGGUGUUUGAUUCGGCUGGAAACAUUGUUCAAAAUGUUUAGAAAACUGGAUACUGAAAAAACUGGAACAAUAGAAUUGAACCUUAUAAAUUGGCUGUGCUUUACUGUCAUUUGAGCAGCUCAAAAGACUUCAAAGAAGCAAGAUCAGGUGAAGAUAAUCAAGCAAAAAUACAAGCAAUACCCUAACAUGAACAUGCCUUAACUUAUGCACAGCAAAUUUUGCACACAGCUAUAAGAAGGAAAACAAUCUAUUUCAACAAAUUAAGCUGCAACCUUAUUUCUAUGGGUCUGACAGUCUUUAUCUACUACUAUAUAUCCUCUGUACAAAAGCUUUAAUUCAGCAUAAAUCCUUAAUGCAACUUUUGAAAAUACUGCUAUGCUAAUAUAUUUGUAUUUAAGGUGUUUUACAUAGCUUCUAGAAGAAAGCUCAUUAUAAUUUGACAGUCUGGUUUAGUAAGUGUUUUUUGAAUAACAGCUCCACUCCACCCUGCCUAUCUGAAACUAGAAAAGGGAUGGUAUUGCAUACCUUUGAAUACAGGUGUUUAGGUAAGACAUUGAUCCCUUGUAGGCUUCCUGUCAAAGUCCCAGCAUUAUUCUUGUUCAGUAUUCUUUGAAGAAUUUGUGUAGCAAGUAAAUAUUUGACCAGACUUUCCCUGCUGACCGUUGAUGUGCCUAUAGCAGGAAGCUAUUGGCAACCAGACUCUUCCAAGAGAAAGCUCUUGCUCUCCAGUGGAAUCUUCAUUUGCUGUAUUUUAUCAUCCUUUUAAAUACAAGAAUGCAUUGAAAUAAAACCAGUAAAAAUAAGAAA
Apus apus (common swift) is the source of this 2796-nucleotide messenger RNA. RefSeq names its product calpain 2 (gene CAPN2). Lineage: Eukaryota; Metazoa; Chordata; Aves; Apodiformes; Apodidae. Gene Ontology annotation, biological process: proteolysis. Gene Ontology annotation, cellular component: cytoplasm. The coding region runs from base 1 to 2103 and encodes 700 amino acids. Gene Ontology annotation, molecular function: calcium-dependent cysteine-type endopeptidase activity; calcium ion binding. The transcript is spliced from 21 exons. The record is from RefSeq and is a predicted model, not a curated record.